UGCCUUUAUGAUCUUUUUUUGGGUAUAUUUAGAAAUUCAGCACAGUUUUGGCAGUUACAGCUCUGGUAGGUAAGCAGUUCCAUGUGUUAAUAACCCUCUGGGUCAAAAAUAAUUUCCUGUUGUCAGUCGUACAUUUUGGUUUGUUGAACUUGAAACCGUUGCUCUUUGAUUGUAUUACAUCUGAACCAAACUAGCCAAACUUUUUUUGAUAAUGUCAUUGACUGCUUCAUAUCUGGCAAUCUUUCCCUGUGUCUUAUGACAGAUUAGGCCAUGGCUGCCAUAUUGGUCUGCCCAUGCAUAGCCGCAAAUACACCGGUGUUCGGUGGAGAUAGGGGCAGCGAUGGUCAUAGACAGCAAAAAAAUGUAGAUAGUUUACAAAUUAAAAAUAGAUAAAGUGUUGUGGAAUACCAUACUUAAAGGUUGAUUUUCUGCCAAACAGCCCUUCUGCCUGCUUCUCUUUCACCUCCACACAUUCAAAGUUCUGACUUCUCAACUAGUGUACCAACAUAUACUCAAACAUAUUUACCAGCUGCAGAACAAACACCAAAAUCAUUGAAUUCUGUACUUGCUGCAGAACUGGAGGAAAUUUAUGAUUCUCAAGCAAGCAUUUCUGAUUGGCAAAAAAGAAGAAUAAAUAGUGAGAUUAAAUGGGGAGAACGUAGGUCAAUGUUGUUUAGCUGGACAUUGUCGAAGUUGGGUGUUCCAGAUAAAGGUAAAUAACAUCUUUAGUGUGUAAUUAUGGAUAAAUUUCAAUGUAAUUAUGAAAUGCAUGAUUAAUGUCAAUCUCUGAAUACACUUAGAUGUUUGUCAUUUUUAAACUUGGUAUACAAUAUUUCUGAAUCCAGUAUUACCAUUCAAAGUACAUAAUUACAUUAUUUUUUGGAAAACCAGGCAAAUGUUGUGUACAAUGUAGAAGUUGUGAGGCAAGCAUAAAAUGUGAAAACUGCUUUCAUUUUUUGUCAUAAAUGUGAUCAGCAGCAGCAUUUUGUAAUGCCUUUCCACCAGCGAUUCUGCUGGAAAAAUGGGUUCUUCGAGCCUUUAGACCCAACACAAACUGUGUGUUCAGAUGGGAAUGUCAUUCACUGGAAGCCUGUUGUACCAGCACAUCCACCUAAUUCCUGCCCGAACUGCAGUGAGAGCAAGUUCACAACUUUAAGCUCCAAUAAUUUGUGCAUCUUUGUAACUUUAAGUGGUAGGUUACUUUAAGAAACAUUUAUUUGAUACUAGUAUUGGUAGCUGGCAUUGCUCAGGUGACCCAGGCUACAGUCUUCAUCAAUAUAACCAUUUAUACUUCACUCUCUUUACCACUGUAUCUUCACUUAUGAAGACGUAUUUAUAUCACAUACGUAUUUAUAACCAUACAGAGAAUUGUUUAUGGGUUGGUUUACACAUAUUUUGAUAGCCACACUUGAAUCCCUUGCCAAAUAAAAUUGUUUUACUUCAAUUUUUUUUAUUUUUUUGUGGGGGGCAGGAAGGUAUGAUCUGUAUACCCCAAUAUUUAGGUGCAAGUGCGGAUAUGUAGAUAAAGAACUUGGGAAAGCCAUGCACCAGUCUGGUUUUUAUUCAAUUGGAAGAAAUAGUAGCACUUUCUACAGCAUAAAUCUAUUGGAUUCCUGGCAUUUUCUCAAGAGAAGCAGCCCUGGAACUUCUCUUCAGGCAUUAGUUAGUGCACUGGAAUUAUUUGGUGCUUCUCGAGGGCGUCAUGGUCCCAUCAAUUUUGAGACAACAAAAAGAGUCUUCUUUGAAUGGCGUUUCCAUCAGUAUGAACUUGGGAGAAUAAAAGGAGAAUUUGACAAGGGGUGCCCUGCAUGUGAUACAACACCUGUGGCUGUACAUAUUGAUGGCAACAAGAAACUGUAUCGUUACAACAAAGUUGGGAGAGGGAUCAGAAACUCAUAUUAUUCUGGUGGUAUCUUCGCUUGUGACAAAGAAGUUCAAGAUCACGUUUCCACUAUUCAGAACCUUAAAACUCAAAGUAGCCAUAUGUGUGGAGUGUCGACAUUGAAAGCUGCCAAAAAUAAACCUGUUUCAUUUAGAAGUUUGGAUGAAACUAGCAUAAGCAUGGCUUCCUGUCGACAUGGAAUUAUUCUUGCUGCAUUAAAUAUGUAUCAGGGAGACCUCUAAAGUUAUGCCCACUAUUUGCAAAUGAACCGUUUACAAAAUGUGUCCUUCAUAUGCCAGGAUAUCAUCUGUAAAUACUGGCCAUGGGCCUUAAAGAUUUCAUCAAGAGAACAGAAGUUCUCACUUGGGCAAGGAAAGCCUUUUUUAGGAGUCCUACAUGCCAAAGGACAUUCUUGGUAUUGUCAGGUUUUGUAUAGAGGGCGGUGGCAAGAAGGAAGUGGCCUGACAUCUGGGGAGGAGGCAGAGCAAGUAUUUUCCUACCUUUCAAGAUAUAACAACAACACUAAGAACAUGCUUAAAGCUGAGCGUACAGAAGAACUGACAGAGGGGGCACUCUUUUGGAAUCACAGAAAAAUUAAUGGAAUGCCUCAGGCAUUAGUUGCCAGAUUCAGAAAGGCCACAGAGACAGCUGCAGCAGUUUCAAAUGAGAUUCACAGGCUUAAUGUCCCAGAAUCUGUAAUUGAGAAAUGGAGAUCAGAAUUACUGAUCAUUGCAAGAUCCUUAAAUAACAGAUCCUCUGCCAAUAACAUUGAGCAUACUAUCGAGGCAUAUGGAGAGAAUAUAAGGCAUCGCAAAAAUCAGAUUACCACUUAUGCAGUUUCAUCUAAAAUGAGAGCUGUAUUGAGAAACAAAAAUGAAGUUGAGAAAAAAAAACUACGAGAUCUCAUAAAAAUCUACAAUCAGAACCAUCCGGAUUUGUCUGAAGCAGAUGUUUUAACUGGCAUCCUUCCAUGGCACAAUUUAUUGCUUCAUCAAAACACAAGUGUGUCCCUGACUGAAAAAAGAAGUGCAGUGGAAAAGUUUGAGCUCCAGAAGAGAUGUAGAGAGGAGGAAUCACUAACCAUUCAAGAAAUGAUAACAUGGUUACAGUGCUACAAAAAGAAAAGGGACAAACUAUCCGAGUAUAUUCAAGAAUUACAAUGUGAUUCUUUCCCUUCAUGUCUCUGCAAGAUAAGACAUUCAAAAUACUUUUUGCAAUUUAGAUCUUCAAAACACUCAACUCACUUAAAUGUGUUCAAUUAGUCAGAGUAAUAUUGCCAUCACCUUUCACAUUUAAACUAUGAAACACUUCCAUUUUCAAGAGUGGUACUGUGGAGAAUAUGGCUUUUAUUAUUAUUUGUAUCCUUUUGUUUUACUUAAUCUAUACUUUUAUAUAUUUGCAUUAUGUAC
Procambarus clarkii (red swamp crayfish) is the source of this 3291-nucleotide messenger RNA. The record is from RefSeq and is a predicted model, not a curated record. NCBI's taxonomy places the organism in Eukaryota, Metazoa, Arthropoda, Malacostraca, Decapoda, Cambaridae.